Lactuca saligna is the source of this 474-nucleotide messenger RNA. NCBI's taxonomy places the organism in Eukaryota, Viridiplantae, Streptophyta, Magnoliopsida, Asterales, Asteraceae. The record is from the annotation of a GenBank genome assembly.
AUGUUUGAUUGUUAUUUUGGGUUUGGUCAAGAUCGGUUCAGGGGUUUUGCUGUGGAAGAUCUUUGGUCAGGAUUCAGUGGGUUAGUUCUCCCGUAUCGCCAGGAUUCAGUGAUUUCAUCAUUUGUUCUGGGAGAACGUCAAAAAAGGAGAAAUCAAACCAACUCCAAUCUCGGCCUGGUCAGAACCCGGUCGGACCUAGUCCGAGGCCAAGGUCGGGCCUUCGCCAAUGCGAUGUUCACUGAUAUGGCGGUUAAGAACGAUACAUCCACAAAGCAAACCCAAAGAGUAACGAUGGUUGGAGAAAUCCCAGUGGCAUCAGGAACAGCGGAGAGAAGUCCGUUGUGUCCAAUGCAACCAUUAGAUGGAGGGAAAACUUCUAUUCAAGAAGAGCACACUUCAAAUCGCACACUAGCUUCACAAGCACCAUCCAGCUCUACAGAUAAAAGGACAGCGGCCUACAUAGCCAGUCUAUAG